Oncorhynchus gorbuscha (pink salmon) is the source of this 1589-nucleotide messenger RNA. RefSeq names its product unconventional myosin-X-like. Bases 17 to 1480 code for a protein of 487 amino acids. Lineage: Eukaryota; Metazoa; Chordata; Actinopteri; Salmoniformes; Salmonidae. Gene Ontology annotation, biological process: signal transduction. The transcript is spliced from 9 exons. Gene Ontology annotation, cellular component: cytoskeleton. The record is from RefSeq and is a predicted model, not a curated record.
CAACUCUCUACAGGAGAUGGAGGCUGUGUCUGAUCCGGUCCCGAUCAUCCAGGGCAUCCUCCAGACCUGCCACGACCUGCGCCUGCUCCGAGACGAGGUCUACUGUCAGCUCAUCAAGCAGACCAAUCACGUGCCUCAGCCCAACAGCUCGGCCAAUCGUUCCCACUGGCACCUCCUCACCUGUAUGAGCUGUACCUUCCUGCCCAGCCGGGGCAUCCUGCGUUACCUCAAGUUCCACCUCAAAAGGGUGAAGGAGCAGUUUCCUGGAACAGAGGUGGACAUGUUUGCUCAUUUCAUAGGUGAGUCUCUGAAGAGGACCAAGGUCAGGGACUUUGUACCGUCUCAGGAGGAGAUCGUAGCCUUACUGACCAGGCAGGAAAUGACGACUACGGUCUACUGCCACGGAGGAGGAUCCUGCAAGAUCUCCAUCAACUCACACACCACCGCUGGAGAGGUGGUGGAGAAGUUGAUCCGAGGCCUGGCCAUGGAGGACAGUAGAAACAUGUUUUCCCUGUUUCAACACAACAACACUACGGACCGCGCUGUGGAGAGCAGAGUCAUCGUGGCGGACGUACUCGCCAAGUUUGAGAGGCUGUCAGGCAGUGAGGAAGUAGAGGAGGAGGGACAGUGGAAGCUCUACUUCAAACUCUACUGUUUCCUGGAUGUAGAGAGCAUGCCCAAGGAAGGGGUGGAGUUCGCUUUCAUGUUCGAACAGGCUCAUGAGUCUCUGACCAGCGGUCACCUCCCGGCCCCAGAAGACACCCUGCAGCACCUGGCCGCUCUCAGGCUCCAGUUCCUCCACGGAGACAAGGCCCGGGUCAGCUGGUCUCUGGACACCGUCUACCCUGUAGGGAGGCUCCGCGCACGCAUCCUGCACUUCACCAAGGUGGGCGCGGCCGGCGGGACAGGGCCAGGGGGCCACACCCUGGAGCGGAGGCGGACCAGCUUCCUGGACGGGACCCUGCGCCGCAGCGGGCUGAAGACGGGCUCCAUGAAGAAACAGAAGAUGGAGGAGGAUCAGAUGCUAGAGAUGUGGGUGAAGGAGGAGACCUCAGCCACCAGAACCUCCAUCUUAGAGAAAUGGUCCCGUCUCCAGGGACUGGACCAGCACACAGCCAUGCUCAAAUACAUGAACAUCAUCAAGGAGUGGCCUGGAUAUGGGUCCACACUGUUCGACGUGGAGUGUAAAGAAGGAGGCUUUCCUCAUGACCUGUGGCUGAGUGUGAGUGCAGAGAACGUGUCGGUCUACAAGAGAGGAGAACCCAAACCUCUGGAGAUGUUCCCCUACGAACACAUCAUCUUCUUCGGAUCUCCCCAGGCCACGACUUAUAAAAUCACAGUGGACGACAGAGAGAUGUUCUUUGAGACACCUCUGGUUGGAGAGAUCACCAAGAUCAUGAAAGCCUACAUCAACAUGAUAGUGAAGAAGAGAUGCAGUGUCAGAUCUGUGUCCAGCUACGGAACCAACUGGAUCAGGUGAUUAGGGACAGGACAGGACACAGCCCAGCUUGCUUCCCACUGCCCCAGGCUAACAGGACAGGACACAGCCCAGCUUGCUUCCCACCGCCCCAGGCUAACAGGACAGGACA